AUGCGCGCGAACACCAGUGAAUUGGAGGCUUGUUCAAUGCCGUCACCAGCCACCGUGGUCAAUGAACUGCUCGCCCAGCAGGCAGCAGAGAUCGCCACACUUCGCGCCAAACUUGAGAGUACCCAGAUUCACGCAAAUAAUAUCCGAGCCGAUCUCGGUGCCGUGCAGGAAAAGUCCUCGGCGGAGAUAAUAAGCCUCAGGACUGAACUUUCCGAGUUGAAGAUGCAACACUUGGACUGCAUAUCAACAAUGAAGAAAGGACAAGACACGGAACCGUCUGAGCUUGAACGUGCACUGAGCAAACUCGAAGAACAGCUGGAUGCCGAAAGAAGCGAGAAGAAGCGAGAACUGCGGGAAACAGUCGAGAAGACUGAACUAGAGGCCGUCAAACUUCGGGAUGCUGCUGUGAUACAGGCCGAAGUUAAAAAGAACCCCGAGGUGGAUGUGCAGAAGCUGGCAGCACGCAUUCAUGGCAGAGAACUACAUAUGAAGCACCUCGAGAGUGAGGGAGUACAACUCAUCAAGGAGUCGUCUACCUCGGAGCCCCCAAGCCUGAUGAGCCUGCUCAAAAGCGGGGCUCCUCCUUUCGAUAUUUUCAAGGGAACGUUUUCACCGUACGGUACAACCAAGAAGCACAUUACCAACGACAUGUAUCUCCUCAACUCGGAAGACUUCAUGUGGUGUCAAGCUCCGUAUUCCGGAUACCUUUUCAGGCCAAAACUUGUUAACUCACCGAGUAUAUUCAUACGACCGGUGAAUUGGGGACUAUGUUCACAUAAGGACGCGGCGGAACUCUUCUGUAAGUCGGGAAAUGGAAUUCUCGGAGACGACCUUUGGUAUACCGGGUCUUAUAUUAUCGAUCAACCUGAGGAACUGAGCGCAGAAGCUUUCGAGCUUCUUUCCGAAGAGAUCCAGAAGAAUAUUGUCGAGAUAUCUUUUUCCUGGGACUUGCCGCAUGAGGAGACGAGGGCAAUGUAUCUGCGUGGCGAGUCGACCGUUCUGGCAUAUCCCGUUUUGCGUGUUGGCUACAACGCCAACCUCAAGCACUUGGGGUGGAGGUACACAUUCUACCCGGAUAUCAGGCACAAGACGUUCGUCGAGCGCAAAGGUUUUACUGGAAGUUCGCUGGGUGCCCUCGACAAGUGCCCACACGGUCAAGCACUGCUAGGCCGUAACAUGAGUCAGUAUCAGAUAUCGCUGCACAUGCACCGUCCACACCAACUUUGUGGGAGUAAUACCGACGUUUGA
Molecule: messenger RNA, 1248 nt
Organism: Postia placenta MAD-698-R-SB12
Lineage: Eukaryota; Fungi; Basidiomycota; Agaricomycetes; Polyporales; Adustoporiaceae
Exons: 14
Coding region: 1-1248 (415 amino acids)
Source: RefSeq, a predicted model, not a curated record